UGGACGAGCAAAGUCAGGGUGAAAGGACACUGGUAGGAGACCUGGUUGCCGACACCCCUGGUACAUGCUACUUGAAGCGCUUUCGCGAUGCGAAUUUCGAGACGUUAAUGGACGUUUGGAUGCACACAUUUUGUGAAACUGUCAUCAACUCUUCCUGAAGAGGAAAUGGGGAUUACCGCAUCAUGUUGCCCUGCGAAAUGCGCAAUAACCACACCCAAAGAUUGGAAGCAGGAGCGACUAGAUCGAAUACCGAAUGCUUGUUUGCCCUUAAAAAUCUCAAAUUAUAUAUUGGUAGUAUUUCCUUUGUCUUCCGUCGAAACUAUUAAGAAUCUACUCAACUCGUCCAUUUCCACAGAAACAAUAUUCUAUACCCACAUGUUUUGGUAAUUCCCAACAUUCACGACCUACCAUCUUUCGCCUCAAUCAUCAGUCACGUCUAAGUACUUACCUCGUCUCCGAAAUGCGUCAACAUAUCAUUCUCUCCUGUUGCUUUGUUGCAUCCAUAUCGAUCGUUUCAGGAAGAAUGAUGGGGUGUAAGGCUGGAUCUCAGCCCGGAAAAGCUAUCUACACCAUCACCAACGAUCAGGCCAACUCUGUAAUUGCCAUUCCGAUAUCCAGUAAUGGCAUGCUUGCGAAGGGAGCAACAUUCUCAACUGGCGGAUCCGGCUCGAAUUUUCUUGAUGGCACAUCAAACGAGCCAGCUGCUCCUGAUGCUUUAGCAUCUCAGUCGGCACUUACUAUUGCAGGCAACAGCUUAUUUGCCGUCAAUGCUGGCUCGAAUACGGUCACGAUGUUCACAAUCGACCCGUCGAAUCCCACGAGGCUCACCAUGAUGGGUCGACCAGUUUCCGUUCCAGGCCAAUUCCCGAACACGAUAGCGGCAUCAAUGAAACACAAUAUUGUCUGCGUUGGUUGUUCCGGGGCACAAUCUGGAGUCUCUUGCGCUAGAUUUUCUACAUAUGGACUGGAAUCCAUGGAUACUCUUCGCCCCGUUGGACUUAGCCAGACUACUCCCCCCGUUGGACCGACCAACACCAUAUCUCAAGUCUUCUUCUCCAACGACCAGGGUUACCUGUUUACUACGGUCAAAGGUGAUCCGUCUCAGAACAAGACAGGAUUCCUUGGCGCGUACAAGGUUAAUAGCGAAGGUUUAGUUGAGCAGAGUGGACCGCAAUCGUCGCCCAACGGUACUGCAGUUUUGUUUGGUUCAUCAACGAUUCCCAAGAGCAACAACCUCUUUGUCACUGAUGCGUCUUUUGGUGGGGCGGUUUUGUCCUUUGACUCGAAGACAAGUACUGCUUCUGUGAAGGGUAUGGGCGUUAUUAGCGGACAGAAAGCAACCUGUUGGGUCGCAGUUUCUUCGGCAACUGGCAGCGCAUUUGUUACUGAUGUUGGUACUAACAGGUUGGUCGAAAUGUCGCUAAAUGAUGCAAGCAUCAAAGGCAUCCUCGAUCUCAGCGCCAAUGGUGAUCCAGGCUUGACUGACCUGAGGGCUUCUGGACGCUUUGUGUAUGCGUUGAGUCCAGGAAACGGAACAACACAGUCUGCAAUUACUGUGGUUGACGCCGUCGCCAAGAAACAAGUCCAACAUUUUGCACUUGGAGAGCUCGGCGUUGGUAAAAGUGCUCAAGGCAUGGCGGUCAUGUUGUAACUCAAACACCUUUUAUGUCAUUUUGUAUUUAGUAAUUGAUCUGUUGUUUUGAUCGCAUUUUGAUUCAUAUAGCUAUCUAGAAAGGUUUUCGC
Messenger RNA from Colletotrichum acutatum, 1743 nucleotides. RefSeq lists its product as uncharacterized. The transcript has 2 exons. Lineage: Eukaryota; Fungi; Ascomycota; Sordariomycetes; Glomerellales; Glomerellaceae. The coding region runs from base 461 to 1651 and encodes 396 amino acids. The record is from RefSeq and is a predicted model, not a curated record. Gene Ontology annotation, molecular function: protein binding.